GGAGAGGGGAGGGAGCAGGUCCAAGCCCAGCUUGCGCGCCCAGUCAGCUCUCAGCAGUGCCUGUGCCAAGAGCCAGCUUUCUUAAAGCCAUGGGCCCAGGGGCCGGCUUUGCAGGCGGAGGGGAGCCCUCGAGCAGGGGCUGGGAAGCACAGAGGGGAGCCCUCAGCCUCCGGGGUCACCAUGGACAUAAUUUACCUGCGCACACCUCUGGCCUUCCUUCUUCUCCCUCUUGUUGUGCUUGGGGCACCCACUGAUGAACCCAACCUCACAGAACCAGCACCUGGUGCUUGCAAGCGCUGUUGUGACCCACUGGACUCUUCUACAGAUGCCCCACCGCUCCCCCCCAGCCACCACCACUUGCCCUACCCAAUGCCGGAGGUCCGUCCCUAUAUCAACAUCACCAUACUGAAGGGAGAGAAAGGAGACCGGGGAGAGCCUGGGAUGCCAGGGAAAUGGGGCAAAGAAGGACCACGAGGCGAGCGGGGUGCCCAGGGCCAGAAAGGCAGUAAAGGACAGAUGGGCACAGCGGGAGAUCCUUGCAAGCAUCAGUAUGCUGCAUUCUCUGUCGGUCGCAAGAAAGCGCUGCACAGCAGCGAGGGCUUCCAGGUCUUGAUCUUCGACACUGUCUUCGUCAACCUCUACAGCCACUUCGACAUGUUCAAUGGCAAAUUCUACUGCUAUGUGGGUGGACUUUACUAUUUCAGCCUCAAUGUCCACACCUGGAACUUCAAGGAGACCUACAUGCACAUCAUGCACAACGAAGAAGAGGCAGUCAUCUUGUAUGCCCAACCCAGCGACCGCAGCAUCAUGCAGAGCCAGAGCCUCAUGCUGGAGCUUCAGGAAAAUGAUGAGAUUUGGGUGAGGCUCUACAAGCGGGAGCGGGAGAAUGCCAUUUACAGUGAUGAUGUUGAUGUGUACAUCACCUUCAACGGGUACCUGGUCAAGCCCAGCCUUGACUAA
Molecule: messenger RNA, 960 nt
Organism: Fulmarus glacialis (Northern fulmar)
Lineage: Eukaryota; Metazoa; Chordata; Aves; Procellariiformes; Procellariidae
Product: complement C1q tumor necrosis factor-related protein 6-like
Exons: 3
Coding region: 181-960 (259 amino acids)
Molecular function (GO): protein binding
Source: RefSeq, a predicted model, not a curated record